Aspergillus pseudotamarii is the source of this 2724-nucleotide messenger RNA. RefSeq lists its product as uncharacterized. NCBI's taxonomy places the organism in Eukaryota, Fungi, Ascomycota, Eurotiomycetes, Eurotiales, Aspergillaceae. The transcript has 2 exons. The record is from RefSeq and is a predicted model, not a curated record. The coding region runs from base 545 to 2518 and encodes 657 amino acids.
GCCCAUCCUUCAAACCGCGCAAACAACGUCAUCUAGGCCGAACCAAGCGAUCUGAUUGAUUAACUUAUCGCGAAUCGCGCGAGCUCAUUCGGAUAGACGUACUGGAGCGUUCUGCUUCCGUAUCUUCGUCAGUCUUCUUGGACGACGAGAUCUGGCCUUGCGCCCGCUUCACGGAAGCUCCGGGCUCAUUGGCGAGUCCUGUUUUUCUUGCGAACCCGCAAGGGGACUGCGCGCAGUUCUUCGCUGAGCGUAUUCAUUUCCAUCGGUCUAUGCUACUUACUUCAAGGUAGCUAUUGCCUUAGGAAUUGACAAGGACGGUUGAACAGUACAAACGACAAGCCUUUAGUCCUCCUGCGGCCCCAUUCGUGCGCCAAAAAUAAAAUCCUCCGCAACCAUCAUUCGCGCGUCGCGUGGUUAUAGUGAUCUAAAUUGAUACCAGUUCUCACGAUCCCCGGACUUGGUUCGCUUUUCUCAAUCUUCUUUUUUUUUUUAAUACAUACGCGAGACGUUACUCAUUGUGGCUUUCUACGCCCAAGUUGCUGUCAUGACGUCUUCUGCCUCCCAUCACCAACAUCCUUCGACUUCAGCCGCUGAGUUUUCUGCUCAUCAAACCGCACCUUCCUCUAACAUCGACCCGAACGGUAACAUCGCCACGAGUGGCUAUGCGCCAAAUGAAAGUCAACUUGCUGGGCUGGUAGAAGCUGCUACGGCAGCGGCUGGCCAAGACGUAUCGGAAUGGGCGGCCGCCGCUGCAGUCGCUGCCGCCGCUGGUGCCGCCGGGCAUCAGCAUCAUCUAGACGGCUACCCUCCGGAUAUUCAUAUCGAAGAUGAUAGCUUUGCAGAUGCAGGUUUUGGGACAGGGCUGGGCGCUGGAAGACAGUUACGAGCACCAGGGCCAUCCCCCAACGAACAUAGUCAGCCUUCGGGACUGUCAAGAACGGUGUCAAAGAAGAGAAAGAGAGAUGGUCCUCUCGACCCAGCCUUAACAGCGUCUGGACCUGGUGGUCACCAGCAGCAGCCCCACCAGCACAAUUCGCAUCAUUAUGGUGAAAGUCUCGAUAUCCGGUCUGCACCGCCCCAGUCCUUAUCGGAAGCGCGUGCUGUUGGUUUACAUUCCGCAGCUGCUUUGUUCCGCCAACCGUCGAGCAACAAGAAGUAUACCCGACCACCUAUGUCGAAGCUUUUUGCUUCACUAGAACUAUCACCAGAGAACUUCCUACAUUUACAAGCCGCUGCUAAAGCAUAUAUGCUCGAUGACAAACAUCCAGAACGACGUGAGUGUGUCGGCCAGCGUGGCAAGGGAGACACGGAAAUGGUUAAAUUGAGGCUUUGGAAUUGUGUGCGCCACUUUCUCGAAAUUGAGGGCCAUGGUGAACGUUUCUUUGGUGAAAAUGUAGUCAACGAGGGCAUGGGUCCCAGGACCUAUGUAUGGCCCCGGGACCAGCAAAAAAUCAUUGCGCUGGUCAUUCCACUGCUACGGCGUAUGGUCACCAAUGAACGACAGAGGCAAUAUGCAGUUGAGACGAGGAAGGGAGGUGGAUCAGAGGAGCGACGACGAAGGAAAACAGAAGAUAGUCUCCAGAAUAUGAAUAGUGCCAGUCCCCCCAAGUUCCCCGUUGAGGAACAACUCCAGAUGCACGCACAACAUCAUCCUCCCGAAGGGUAUGCACCAACACACCCCGAGUUGGGGACGACCUCCCAAGACAUGGAGUUGGGCCUGACAGAUCUCCUCCCUGAUGGCUAUCCAGCUGACUGGGAUGCCAUCUCUAAAACAUACGAAGCCUACAACCAAAACUACGAGCUCGACAACCUGUGGUAUAUCUCGGGCCUACAACAGCCAGAUUGGCGUGGGUUAGUAGCUGCUGUUGACAGCCAUUACCAGGUCUUUCACAACGGUAGUUUUGACUGCCCCACACCAUGUGAGGAUGAGAAUAUCAACCAUAUUUUACAUGCAAACUCUGUGUCGGGUUUACGGUGGAGGCUUGGUGGAGAUCGCAAUCAAGUUGCCAGGAACGAGUUUGCAAGCAGUAUCACCCGCGACCUUUCUCGCAUUAUCCGUGAUAAUAUCGCCACGAAGCAUGGCGUUCAAACGUCUACCGACGACCACGCGUCCAUGCAUCCAUCAAAUUUCCCGCCCCUUCCAACGGGUCUAACUAUGCCAAACCCGCCAACAACCUCUCAAGCGCCAAUAUCUUUGCGAAUCAAUAUCAUGCAGAACGGGAAACGUGUCCUUCCCCGGGUAGACCUUCCUGCAGGACACUGUCCCGAUCUUGAGGCUUUGAAACAGAUACUGUGCCGUCGAUUCGCGGGCCAGUUGCCAGGUCUACCCUCUGACCCUUCGCUGGACCCUGCAGCCUGGAUGUCUUCGGUGGGCUGGAGAUUCAAAGUCUGGUUGCCCGAGGGCCUGACUCCUGUCCAGAAUGACGGCGAGUGGACGAUCGCACUCCUCUCUGCCGGGAACGUCGACUGGAUGGACGGUGAUCUACGAGUUCUUGUAGAGUUGGAGAGCACCUCUUAGUAGUUAUCUCCCAUUUGCUGGGUAGCCAAUGCACCCUACUCUUCCCUUUGUCCCUUCCUAUCUAGGGUCAACAACAGAUUUGCCUUCUCACAUACCGUGGCCUGUCUUCCCUGGAGGAUACGAGCACUAAUAAUCUUCUUCUAUCCCUGUUUUGGGCCUUCUUCUCCAUCUACCUACCUCCUUUUAUCGUCUCUCUACCUUUUCCU